AUGAUACUGGUGGCGGGUUUGGCUGAGCUGAUGGAGGAGUAUACGUUUUUGUUGGCAAGGGUUUUAGAGCAUUUGUUCCAUUCUGCUCCUUUUCCCAGGCGGGUUCGGUUUCUCAUCCUCCGAAGUCUUCCCUUUGUUUCUUCCUACCCUCUUCCUCCUCCUCCUCCUCUGAUAGGAGCCCCUGCUGCUGCUUAA
Molecule: messenger RNA, 195 nt
Organism: Prunus armeniaca (apricot)
Lineage: Eukaryota; Viridiplantae; Streptophyta; Magnoliopsida; Rosales; Rosaceae
Source: the annotation of a GenBank genome assembly